Ectocarpus siliculosus is the source of this 763-nucleotide messenger RNA. NCBI's taxonomy places the organism in Eukaryota, Phaeophyceae, Ectocarpales, Ectocarpaceae. The record is from the annotation of a GenBank genome assembly.
AGAUUUGAAAAAGGUAUUAUUCCUUCACGACUUCGUCACAUGACUUCGUCUCAUCACCAGCGGAUUUACCCCUGGUCCCGUUCGCUUGAGCUAGCUCCGUCUAAAGGGGGGGGAUUACUAAUACUAAAACCAACAACGCGGACCGGAACGGGGAAGUUUUCAUUUGCCAUGCUACCACUGUCACGCGAAACAAUCGAGGUGCGGUGUAGAAAACAAACCAAUUCUCGCAUCUCUUCUAGCUCGGUCGACCCAACAAUACGAGCAAAAAGAUCAAGAAGGCCCGUCCACCUCAUACGUCCAACUUUCUGAGUCAACUCGUAGCCAACCGUAUACAAGGGGGGAUCAACUGGGACAAGAAGUAUUUUCUCGUUCGUGAACCACAUCGCACACGCUGAAAUAUCGACACUGCAAUCAACAACAAGUUCUGCCCCAAAGCACGUAGAUGGCCAGACCUCACGGCAUACUUGGAAGAAGCAUCGAAAAUCGUGGAAUUCUAAGCCUUCGCUGCGCGGGGGAAGAGAUAAGGUCAUCCCUAGUUGGCACAGAAUACCUGCGAUGGAGGCUUCCGACCAAGUGCUUUUUGGAUUGUGCUUCUUCAGGUAGCCUAAAACAUUGGUCAAGUACAAUGCACUACAUGGUCUCCCUCGUGGACUUAGUGCACGCACAACUGCUUCGGAUACCGGGCUUAAAGCCAAGGCAGGAUCCUUCGACAAAUCCGAGCUAAGAGUCUUCGCAAAUUCCAAAAGGGAAAAACUCUCGGCUA